Molecule: messenger RNA, 3699 nt
Organism: Pteronotus mesoamericanus
Lineage: Eukaryota; Metazoa; Chordata; Mammalia; Chiroptera; Mormoopidae
Gene: NRIP3
Product: nuclear receptor interacting protein 3
Exons: 7
Coding region: 35-757 (240 amino acids)
Biological process (GO): proteolysis
Molecular function (GO): aspartic-type endopeptidase activity
Source: RefSeq, a predicted model, not a curated record
GCGGGGCGGACGUCGGGCAGCGGGAGCUUCAGCGAUGUUUUACUCAGGGCUCCUCACUGAGGGCGGCCGCAAGGAGACGGAUAUGCGGGAGGCAGCGUCGCUGCGGCAGCAGCGCCGGAUGAAGCAAGCUGUGCAGUUCAUCCACAAAGACUCGGCCGACCUACUGCCCCUGGACGGCCUCAAGAAGCUCGGCUCGUCCAAGGACACGCAACCACAUAACAUCCUGCAGAGGCGCCUCAUGGAAACCAACCUGUCUAAGCUCCGGAGCAGUCGUGUCCCUUGGACCUCCAAGACCAACAAACUCUAUCAGGCUAAGUCUGAGGGACUGAAGAAGUCCGAGGAUGAUGACAUGAUUCUAGUUUCUUGCCAGUGUGCUGGAAAGGAUGUGAAAGCCCUGAUUGACACAGGCUGUCAAUAUAAUCUCAUCUCGUCAUCCUGUGUGUACAGACUGGGACUCAAGGAUCAUGUCAAAUCUCACAAGCAUGAAGGAGAGAAGCUUUCUCUACCCCGGCAUCUGAAAGUAGUGGGCCAGAUUGAGCACCUCGUGAUCACACUGGGCUCCCUCCGCCUGGACUGCCCGGCGGCUGUGGUUGAGGACAAUGAGAAAAACUUGUCCCUUGGUCUCCAGACUCUCCGAUCCCUGAAGUGCAUCAUAAACUUGGAUAAGCACCAGCUGAUCAUGGGGAAAACAGACAAAGAAGAAAUCCCUUUUGUGGAGACAGUUUCCUUGAAUGAAGAUAACACUUCAGAAGCAUAACUACAGCCUGCAGCGUGUCUGCACAUACGCACACACACCAGGUUGACAGAUUGAGAAAACUGGGUUUGAACCAAAUGCAGUAGCAACUUGCUGUGGACCAAGUCCUUUCCUCUAAUAGAAGCUACAGGAGCUCUUUCCCACCCAGACCUCUCUAGACUUUAGUCUGUGCUUAGAGAUCUUGUCUGGUGAUAGCCAUUGUUUUCUACUCCUUUGACACUGCCAGGUCUCACUUGUGGCCUAUUUCUCUGCUUCUUCCAGGAAUUUGCUUUUAUUAGUCAAAUAUAGGGGCUGCCAGAUUCCAUUUCUCCAUAAGUUUACUUGCUACUUUUCCUAUAGCUAAAAUGUAUAAUAAACAGGAACCUGACCUUUAUCUCCUUUCAGCUAUUUCAGAGAAGUGCAGGAUAUGUCACAGAAUUAAUAUUUCUUUUAAUUCAUUCAUUGAUUUCUCAAGUAUGAAUAGACCUGAAAUCUGAAAGAUUCCAGAGAGAUAAUGUAAUUCAACCCUUUCAUUUAAAGGUCCAGAGAGGCAAGUGAAUUGUCUGAGCUCCUAUACAGAGUCAGUAGCAGAAGGGAUCUAGACCUCAGAACUGACAAGCCAAGGCUGUGUUCAUUGUCCCAUGCUGCUUCAUUUGUCUUCAAGACUUGAGAGGAAGAUGAAGAGAUGAGGGUUUCUAAAAAGGCAGAGUAGGGGGAGGCAAGUGCUUUGGGGAUGGAUGGAAGGAGGAUCUGGGUAUCUCUCCCUCUGUGAGCUGAGCCCACUAAAAUUCCCCUGCCCCAAAUUGUCACAUGUAGGCCCUUGCCUUGGUACCUAAAAGCUGAGGGUACAAAGAUCCACGAGAUGGUCUUUCACCUUAAUUUCUUGGAGGGGAGGAGAGGAAGGAACCACAGACAGAAGAACAUUCAUCACUCUUGAGACAGAAUUGAAGGCUUCAGUGAACACCGGUAACCUGGGUAUCGCUGUCAGACAUCAAUACUCCCAAGAUCCAGUCACUGUCUCCGCCUAGCCUGUUAUUUGUCCGCCAUGGACUCAAGUAACUGAGAACAGGAGUAGGUAAAGAGGGUGAAAAAACCGAGAGCAGGUCCAUAAUGGAAGGGAGGACUAGAUGGAAUCAGUUGGUGGGAAGACCUCCACAGGGAAAUUUUUCUGAGAUGGUCAGGAAGGAGACUUCCAGGAAGGGAUUCGAGGGUUUGGAAACUCUUCAGCUCUGCCCUGGUAUGAGGAAAGAGGCAAGGCAGCAGCUGACAGUGUUCAGGGAAACUUCCUAAGUGCCCAGUAUUCCCUGACCCCUCUCAAAGAGCCGAAGAUCACAGGGACUCCUUGAAACUUUUUGUUGGGGGUGUCAGCUUGGGCACACAGAUGCCCACCUUGGGCACUCCUGUAAUGGCGUUUCCUCUUCAAUUUGGCCAUAGGAGUGCCUGGAGAAGUCAGAAAAAUAGCCAACUGGGGAUAUCUUUUUAGGAGAUUCCCAAGUCUACCCUUGAUUCAUAACAUUGGCUCCCAGAGUGUUUAAUGGGUCCCACUUGCAACUUUGCCAGGUCCCACCAGCAGUCUCCUCUAGCACUCAGCUGCUGUCCCUGCCAAACAACCCUUUGGAACUCUGAAUGUUUCAGCCUUACAGAAGCUCCUCAAGACUGGAAACUUGGUGACCUCCAUUGGAACAGCUGCAGCCAGUUAUCACUGGGUCAUUCGCAGGCUCCACUCCUUUCAGCCCCUAUAGAGGAAGUAAGACAGAAGGCUAAGCACAGCCACAGUAGAGGAGGUCACACUUGAAGCUUCAGCAACGGUGCUUCCAGGUUACCAGGCUUCGUUGCCCCCUCCUCCUCCCCCCCAUUUUCUUACCUAGGGGACUGCUGCCUUUCCAUUGAGGCCUCUCCACCCUUCUCCCCUACCUGUCAUGGCAGCACUUCGGUCUGCUUCUUAUCCCAGACCUGAGAUGAAAUACUUCACUCCUUCCUUCCCUAGCUGAGAGUUCCACUCUGAGCCUUGGCUCUUGGCUACGAGUGAGGCUUGUUGGAAAUUCCUUGGCCUGGUUUAUCCUCAUACAGAUUCCCUGUGGACCAGUGAGAUCAGGAAUUCUCAGGUGCUAGAAAGAUGUGACUGAUUCGGGCUGAGCUCAGGAUUAUAUGGUGUCUGGGGAAGAUAGAUGACCUUUAGUGACCUUUCUGCCUCUGAGAAUUAGUACUUUCCAAUAUUGGAAUAGAAACAAUUGGGGCAAUUUGAGUUUAGGGUAUCAUAACCUCAAUGCAGUCAAAUCAUCUGAAUUUACUAACCAAAUAAUUGUGUUUUAAACCUCAUGCUUGAUAGAGGUACCUUAAAAUGUCUAAAGACAAUUAUGGGAAAUCUUGAGCUUCAUUAAUGUUUAAACGCUGCCAAGUCGAUUACUCUGGCAGCCCAUAUCUCCUUUUUAUCCAUUCGGGAGCACUGGGUCUGCUUUUUGGGGGAUUGCAAAGUAAGCAGGUAAGGUCAGUUCUUCCCAGAAUCCUAGAAAAUUCUCUCUGGCACCUCUGAUUGAGUUUAUCGGAAAGAGUGUCCACUGAGGUCACAGUUCUGAAGAUAGGCAGUAGCAAGAAGUAGCCCUUAGAACUGGUGCCUCCCUCCUUCCUUAUUAGAUGUUCUUCUCAAACACAGGAAGUUUGGAAAAGACUGUUUUUGUCAUUUGGUAUUUCUGUGUCUGACUUAUUUGAGGAACAAAUGUUUUCUGACCUUUCUAUUUCCUUGCCCUGUACAGAUCCCAUCUGGUAAGAUUUUCUGUUCCUUAGCUCAAAGUGUCUAUAGAGUGAUUGCUUGGUAUGUCAGCUAUCCUCGCUCUUGUGUAAUAGAAAUAUCUUUCCAGGUUGGGGACAUGGAGGAGACAAACUGGAUUACUCCCUCCCUCUGUUGCCAGGCCUAUGCAUUAGCACUUUAUCUGCUCAGUGUUUCUGGCUGUGUUGGGUUUAUUUGU